UCAUGCCUUUAGAAAUGUGUUCUCAUGUGUUCUUUUUAUCUCGUUAUCACAGCUUAGAGCGACUCGUGUAUCUUCGUAGUGACUCGUGUAUCUUCGUAACCAUGACAGCACGAGAGCAGUGCAUGCUGGGAGUCAGGAAGUGAAUCUACCGUGUGACUCGGGAUAUUAGCGUGUGGGCUCAUGCAGCCGCCAGCUCCGCUGUUACAGGUUUAAUCCUUUUCCCCUCGCUAAGGCAUAGUCUUUUCACAAAAAAGUACCCAGUAAAGCUCCUGGACUUCAACCCCCUGUGUCUCGGAGAUUUAUUUGGGAGUGUUUAAGCUGGAUGGAAACUUAGCCCAUUACAGUGAAAAGACUGCAACGCAGCUAACGGGGCAUACAGGAUCGCCGCCGUACGCAGCCACUCAUUAUCAAGAGAUAAACGGCUCUCACUACAGCCUUCGGAGAGCUUCGCCUUCAGCCUUCCUCUCCCGAUACCGGAGACCCAGCGACACGCAAUGUCACAACGUAGCAAUGCUAACAAAGGAAAUGGAGACAACCAGUCAGAGUGUGUGCGCUCAAGGAGCAGUCGCUCAUCUGGUACAUCGUCUGGCUCGAAAAUCAGCAUAGCCAUCGCCGUGGCAAAAGCAAAGGCUGAAGCCGCGCAAGCUAGAGCGGCACAUUCAAAAAGGGAAAUCGAGCUUAAAGUGGAGCAAGCACGUAUUCAAGCGAGCCUCGACGCAUUAAUGGACGAAAAGGAAAGGGAUGCUGCCGUUGCAGAGGCGAACUCCCUAGUAGCCGGUCUACAAGAUAUGGGUCUCGAAGUACGCAGCGAAGUUAACAGCCCGGUCUCCCAGUCUGUCAAAGACCAGCGCGUAGCCGCCUUUGUCACCGAACAGGCCAGCCUGAGCGCCAAGGGUCUAUCGGCUACAGAAAACAACCUUCCCCCUUCUCAGCCAGUCACUCACCCGCAUAACGCGGCUCAGACCCAAGAUGCCGCUCCCGCUGCUAUUACGCCACGCCAAGCUCUUCAGGGCCCUUGGAAAAGCGAGGCACCGUUAAGACAGAGCUCCAAGUCACCCUUCUACCCCCCUCCAACUCCACUCCUACAGCAGAACCCCAAACGAGAUUCUACGUUUCCCACGCAUCAGCCCGUCCACGGGACACUCUACGGAGGCGAUUACGACCACUCUACAACCACCGACCUUAUCAAAUAUCUCACUCGUAACCACUUGGUGACUUCAGGUCUCACCGCAUAUGACGACCAGCCAAUAAACUACUGGGCCUGGAAAACAUCGUUUCAGAACGCCACUGCCAAUCUAGACCUGUCUGCCGCAGAAGAACUCGACCUCCUAACCAAACACCUGGGAAAAGAGUCAGCAGAACAAGUAAGAAGAAUAAAGGCGGUCAACAUCAGGAACCCAACUACUGGGCUGUGCUCAGCAUGGGAGCGCCUCGACGAAGUAUACGGCUCACCAGAAGCAGUCGAACAAGCUCUGUUCAGCAAACUAGAAAGCUUUCCGAAGCUCACAUCAAAGGACCCACGGAGACUCCGGGACCUAGCCGACCUGCUGUCAGAGCUACAAGCCGCCAAGGAAGACGGCUACCUCGCGGGCAUGUCGUACUUGGACACCUCCAGAGGGAUUAAGCCCAUCAUCGAGAAACUUCCAUAUAGUUUACAAGAAAAAUGGUUAUACCACGGGGCGAGAUACAAACAAGAACAUUUCGUCAGCUUCCCACCUUUCCCCGUGUUGGUGGACUUCAUCCGCACCGAGGCGAAAGCACGUACGGACCCAAGUUUCAGCCUCUUCAUGCCAAACCCUCCAGCCGAAGGAAGGAAUAAAUGGGAGAGGCCCACAAAGACGUCCGUCCACGCCCACAAGACACAGGUCUCAGGCACUACCAAGUCCGAGUCCAAAGAAAGCAGGGAACGCAUCGACCCGAAUAAGUAUUGCCCCCUGCACAAAAAGCCCCAUCCUCUGAGGAAAUGCAGAGGCUUCCGCGAGAAGAGCUUAGACGACCGUAAACAGCUUCUGAAAGAACACUACGUCUGUUUUCGCUGCUGCUCGUCAACAGAACACCUAGCAAAGAACUGCACAGCCGAGAUAACAUGUACCGAGUGUGGGAGCGCUGCCCACGCGACAGCUCUCCACCCCCACACGCCUGCCUGGAGGCCCAAGUCGUUCCCCUCCACCUCAGAGGAUAGCGGGGAGGAGGACAAAGCGGACAACCAGGAGGUCAAGGCAACGUGCACACAGGUAUGUGGAGAAGGUCUGAGCGCUAGAGCAUGUGCUAAGAUCUGUCUCGUCAGGGUGUUCCCAAACGGACGAAGAGAGGAAGCCAAGAGAAUGUACGCUAUAUUGGAUGAGCAGAGUAAUCGCUCCCUCGCGCGGUCAGAGUUCUUCGAAGCCUUCAAGAUCUCCGGGCGCCCGUACCCAUACACCCUAAAGACCUGCGCGGGACGUACGGAGACAGCAGGGAGGAGAGCCAGCGGCUACACCGUAGAGCCAUUGGAUAAGAAAUCGAGUAUUUCUUUGCCUACACUCCUCGAGUGUAACCAAAUCCCUAACGUUCGUGCGGAGAUUCCCACCCCCGGUGCGGCCUACCAUCAUGCUCAUCUAAAAUGCAUCGCCGACAAGAUACCGCCUCCGGACCCAGACGCUAACAUCCUUCUCCUACUGGGCAGAGAUAUCUUACGGGUCCACAAGGUCCGAGAGCAGAUAAGUGGCCCAGGAGACGCUCCCUUCGCCCAAAGGCUUGACCUGGGGUGGGUCAUCGUCGGCGACGUGUGCCUCGGAGGUGCUCACAGGCCACCGGAGGUGAGAAGUUACAAAACAGCCGUUCUAGGAAAUGGUCGUACAAGUCAUCUCCAGCCAUGUGACAACCAGAUCAAAGUGACAGAGGCGUUCGAACAAGCACGCGACUACCAACACCAUUCAGCACUAGUGUCGACGAUGCUGACUGGAGACCAUUUGGGGCAAACCGUCUUCGCUCGCACUCCCAACGACCACAGACUCGCUCCAUCCUUGGAAGAUCUAGAGUUUCUGAGAAUAAUGGAAGCCGAGUGCUGCCAGAACAACUCCAACAGCUGGGUCGCACCUCUGCCGUUUAGGUCACCGAGACGGCGACUCCCCAACAACAGGAAACAGGCCCUCGAACGCCUCGUCUCACUUCGGCGCUCACUGGAAAAACGACCACGGAUGAAGGCCGACUUCCUAGAGUUUAUGGAGAAGAUGUUCAAGAAGGCACAUGCCGAAGCUGCCCCUCCCAUGCAACCUGGUCAGGAGCGUUGGUACUUGCCCCUGUUCGGCGUGUAUCACCCUCGGAAGCCGGACAAGAUCCGCGUGGUUUUCGACAGCAGCGCAUCCUAUGAGGGAGUAUCGCUCAAUGACGUUUUACUCACCGGUCCCGACCUCAAUAACAGCCUACUAGGCGUUCUCAUGAGGUUUAGGAAGGAACAGGUUGCAAUCACUGCUGACAUCGAGCACAUGUUCCACUGUUUCAUCGUGAAAGAGGACCACCGGGAUUUUCUCCGUUUCCUGUGGUACAAAAACAACGACCCUACCUCCGACAUUGUGGACUACAGGAUGCGGGUUCAUCUCUUUGGUAACAGCCCCUCGCCCGCUGUCGCAGUGUACUGCUUGCGGCGGGCGGCUAAGGCAGCGGAGGCCGACUACGGCAGCGAUGCCAGGAGAUUCAUCGACCGCGACUUCUAUGUGACGAUGCCUUGAAGUCCUUCAACACAGAGGAA
Haplochromis burtoni (Burton's mouthbrooder) is the source of this 3727-nucleotide messenger RNA. RefSeq lists its product as uncharacterized. NCBI's taxonomy places the organism in Eukaryota, Metazoa, Chordata, Actinopteri, Cichliformes, Cichlidae. Bases 495 to 3707 code for a protein of 1070 amino acids. The transcript has 2 exons. The record is from RefSeq and is a predicted model, not a curated record.